AUUGACAGUUUGACUGUUUUUACUGCGCUCAGCAUAGAGGCGAACACGGGAAUUCAGAGCGAUUUUCUACGUGCAAAUGCCACCAAAACUGAAAUUUGCCGAAGGUGAAAAAGUCUUAUGCUUCCAUGGACCCCUCAUCUACGAGGCGAAGGCGCUCAAGAGUCAAGUGCUGAAGGACAAACAAGUGAGAUACUUCAUCCACUAUGCGGGAUGGAACAAAAACUGGGACGAGUGGGUGCCGGAGAACAGGGUGCUGAAGUACAAUGAGGCGAACGUGCAGAAGCAGAAGGAGGUGUCGAAGCAACACGCGAGUCUCGCGGCGAAGAACAAGAAGGCGCCCGGGAAGAACAAGAAGUCCGAUGUGCAGUCCUCGGGCACGUCUAGCAAGGACAAGGACAGCGACUCGCGCGCCUCGACGCCGUCCAAAGAGCUCACCACCAAAGAGACCAAUGCGGCACCCGUCGCACCCCCGGCCGCCGCUUCCACAACACGGCGCUCCGUGAAGCCGGCCAACACUCCGGACGCCGCGGAGCAGCCGCGGAAGAAGCGCGGGCGCUUAGACACGAACGCCGAGACGGAGGAGCAGUUUCUGUCGAAGGUGGAGAUAAAGAUCAAGAUUCCCGAUGAGCUAAAGCCGUGGCUCGUGGACGACUGGGACGCCGUGACGCGGCAGCACAAACUGGUGGAACUGCCGGCCAAGAGCACCGUGCAGGACAUCAUUGACGGUUAUGUGCAGUACAAAAAGGGGAGCAAGAGCACGACACCUAACAAGGAGACGGCGCUCACGGACGUGGCCAGCGGCCUGAUUGAGUACUUCAACGUGAUGCUGGGCUCGCAGCUGCUGUACAAGUUCGAGCGUCCGCAGUACGCCGAGGUGCUGCAGCAGCAUCCGGACAAGCCGAUGGCAAAAAUCUACGGGGCGGAGCACCUGCUGCGCCUGUUCGUCAAACUGGGAUCAAUGCUCGCCUUCACGGCACUCGAUGAGAAAUCCAUUCAGAUUCUCCUCGUUCACCUACAGGACUUUCUCAAGUAUCUAGUAAAAAAUAGUUCCACCCUCUUCAACAUGCAGCACUUCGUCAACGCCAGUCCCGAGUAUCACCGCAAAGCGCAGUAAGGAUGCCAAGAGGACACGUGCGCGCGCGCGCAGGUAAAGUCAGUAAGAAUAUUUUACCAUUCGACCCUUCCUCAAAAGUAAUGGAAAGAAAAGAAGCCACUCUACAAAGAUUGAUAAAUCAUUGCGACAAAAGAGAGUGUUAACAAACAAAAAAAAAUCAGCGGAGUAGUAAUUGAAAUCUCCUAUUUAAAUGUUCUGUUUCGACGAUUGAUAAGGUAAUAUUGUUGUUUGAUGACAGAGAUACAGGAAGAUCUUCCCUUUAGGGCAUUUUAGAGAGUGUUUGUUUCCUCAUCCACAAAAUCCCCGCAGUCUCGUCUUUCGUGCACAGAGUAAAUUGUUAUUGUGGUGGCGCAUCUUGACAAAAUGAAGAAGAAAAGUAGAGAGGAAAUCUGUAGCAUUAGCAUGAUAAAUAUCUGGCUCCCAAACGAUGGGUCAAGAGAUGUGCCUAACGAGACAAGAGAAUCACAGCCAAUUCUCUUAAGAUCAAAGCGAAAACAUGAGAAAUAUAUAACUUCAUUCCAAUGGAUUUUAGGGCGUUAUAAUGCUAUUAAUUUAAUUAUUUAAGUGGUCCUAUACCAAAUUUAUCGAAUAUAGCAUUGAAAAAAAAUCUAAUCAUUUAACUACACUUCAUGUGCUAUAAUUAAAAUAAUGGAAGAAAUGAGAGUAAAAUCAAUAAAAACCCAUCUAUUGAGUAAUGAUAAAAACAAAAAUGAUUUUUAACAUGAAACAAAAAAUAUGAAAAAGAAUGAAUAGAAUAUUGCGAUGUAAA
Messenger RNA from Phlebotomus argentipes, 1883 nucleotides. RefSeq names its product mortality factor 4-like protein 1 (gene MRG15). The transcript has 3 exons. Bases 77 to 1114 code for a protein of 345 amino acids. NCBI's taxonomy places the organism in Eukaryota, Metazoa, Arthropoda, Insecta, Diptera, Psychodidae. Gene Ontology annotation, biological process: chromatin organization; regulation of DNA-templated transcription. Gene Ontology annotation, cellular component: NuA4 histone acetyltransferase complex; nucleus. The record is from RefSeq and is a predicted model, not a curated record.